AUGACAAAGAAUACAAGAAGUAGUUUAUGUACUAGGGAGUGGAAGGAUGGUAUGGUAUGCUUUAGGAAGAGUGAAAAUGGUAUUUCGAGCCUUAGUUUAUGCCUUAGGAAGUGGAAGGGUGAAAUUGGAAAAGUUCACACUGAAGCAACUACUGAUAUAUAUGUCUCUUUUGUAAAAUUAUGUCCAGCAGGAUUUAAAAACAAGAGUGAGGGAAAUGUUGUAAUACCCACAGGAAUAAUGGUUGAUGCCAAUAAAACUGAGUCGCUUAUGGUUAUUCUUACGUUUAUCAUGUUUAGUAUCUACACUCUACUAAAAGACAAGUUUAUGCCGUGUUAA
Molecule: messenger RNA, 336 nt
Organism: Mucor mucedo
Lineage: Eukaryota; Fungi; Mucoromycota; Mucoromycetes; Mucorales; Mucoraceae
Exons: 3
Coding region: 1-336 (111 amino acids)
Source: RefSeq, a predicted model, not a curated record